CGUCAUCCAAUACUGGAGGGGUAUAAAAAUGUAACACACAGUACGAAGUGAAUUCACCUCAUUCUAUUUACCGUCAUUCGGUCAACUGAAAGAGGGUGUACAGAAAAUGAAAAAUUUGUUCUUCCUACUGUUGAUAACAAGUCUUCUGUGUUGGUCAUCUGGUAAUCCAAUCCACACGGAAGUCUCAGUAACAGAACCAAAUGAAAAUGAACAAGUUCAGUCCUUCAACGAGGAGUUGAAUUCCCCUGUACCAGAGGUGAUCAAUCAACAGUCAAGCACCACAAAUGAAGAAGAAGAAAAACACCAUUCCACACUUUCGGAUUUGACGACUGCAACAACAUCAGAAGUCAGUGAACAUACACAACAGACUAUCGAAGAGGAGGAAGAAGCGAAAAAAGAGUCCACACUUUCGGAUUUGACGACUGCAACACCACUAGAGGUCAACGAAUAUACACAGCAGUCUAUCGAGACAACUGAAGAACCUUCUAGUGUUCAAGAAGCAUCAAAUGCCAACGUGCCUGAAGAUCCCAAUUCACCAACGCUUGGAGGGGAAGAAACAAAAGAAGCAAAGGAAGAAGAAGAUUCUACACAUCAGGAAUUGGCGACUGCAACACCACCAAAGGUCAACGAAUAUCCACCGCAGCAUAUCGAGGUAACUGAAGUCUCCUCCGAUGUUCAAGAAGCAUCAGAUGCCAACUUAUCUGAAGAUUCCAAUUCAUCAACGCUUGGAGGGGAAGAAACAAAAGAAGCAAAGGAAGAAGAAGAUUCUACACAUCAGGAAUUGGCGUCUGCAACACCACCAGAGGUGAACGAGUAUCCACCGCAGCACAUCGAACACGAUGCUAUUUCUAAAGUUCAACUCACUGAUGAUGACGAUAAGGCUCUCAUGAAUGACGCUACUGUACCACCACACCAAAAAAUGAGCAGUCAGAAUCAUGAUGAACCUAAUUACUUGCCUGUAAUAAAUGAUGCUGAAGAGACUGACUACGUGACUCUAGGCGACAUGGUUCUCACUCUAGAAGACAAAUUAAAACUUAAGAUACCAUCUGUGAAAACAUACAGUAGUAUGAAUGCGAUUUUGGGUGCUGAUGGAAGUAUUUACAUCCCUGGAAGUUACUCACGUACAGUUAAAGAACAUGUUGCCAAUUUGAUGGGCCUCGCCUAUCUCGUGAUGAUGAACAACGGCGAUUUUUCCGGUCAAAUGUCUCGUGGAAUACCAAGAAAUGUUUUUUACAACGUAGAAUAUCUUCAACAUAUUUAUGAUUUGGGUGAAGGCACUUAUAUACCUGAAUUAAUUGGUCGAUAUAAAGACCCUUAUAUCUUCAAACUAAACCCAAGUAGUAUUGGUCAAUACGACAAAGUGUUGUCUAGGGGUGACUGGACACAAGAAGAAGAGAAUGAUAUGUUUCAGUUUGCCUAUCUAUGCUAUGGAGUUAGAUUUGAUGAAACACAAUAUUAUAAAAAUGCCCACCCUGGUUUCUGGAAACAGGCUGUAACAUUCUGUCCGGUGAUUAAAUCUAUUCUACAGCUAUCUGUCAAUGAAACUGAACAAAAAUUUCAUCCAGAAAGACUACGAUCACUGUAUGCAAGUUCUAGGCAAAAAUAUCCAAGUUUGACAGAGAUCCUCACUUUGAUACCUGGACACGGUAUCUUUGAAUACCGAACACAUCCGGAAUUUUCGGCACCUCAGUUUACAACCCAUGUACCUCCAUCUAUCCAUGUUGAUACUCAGACAGUUAGCCAGAACAUGUUAAAUAGCCUUGAGGAUAGCAGUCAGAUAAAAACAGAAGAAACUUCACUUUCCAGUGACAGUAGUGUCACACAAUCAACCGACAUCAAUGAGGAAAGUGUGGUGCAAAGGGCAGAACUUACAGACAGUGAUUAUUCACAUUCAUCAACUGAGCCUGAAGGAAAGGAUAUGUCUAAAACAGAUGAAUUCUCUGACGAAACUUCUAUUUCUAUUCAAGAAGAUCAUAGUCCAUCUGUUAAGAAUGAAGCAGCUGAAUUCGCCGCUGAUAUUGUCGAGUCGCCAGCCAUGCAUGCAGAAGAAACAACAUUUGGGACGAGCAGUGCUAAUGAAGAGGUAGGUGAUGCGGAGAAUACUGUCGAGGUGAAAGGCUACGAAGCAGCAAGUGAACCUGAAGAUAACGAAAGGACCACCUCUCAACACUAUUCAGCUGAAUAAGAUAUUGAGAUUUACGUCAACAGUUCUCACUAAUUACUGACUUACAUUUACUUGAUUUAUGGUACUCACAU
Molecule: messenger RNA, 2256 nt
Organism: Trichobilharzia szidati
Lineage: Eukaryota; Metazoa; Platyhelminthes; Trematoda; Strigeidida; Schistosomatidae
Source: the annotation of a GenBank genome assembly